GCUGUCUCCUCAAUGAAGCGUUCUUCGGACCCUGUCAGUACCGAGCUGAUCUCACCGGAGAAGAAAGCACGAGAAGAAGCAGCUGUUGACAGCAAUGCAGUACCUGAUCCCAUCGGCGCCUUAUUUGUGGAAGAUGGAGAAGGUGCGGUAGAGACGGAUGCCGACGAAGGCUCCUCUCAAUGCCAGAGGGAUCCAGCAGCGCCUUCACAACCGUCCCCUCCCGAUGACCACACGGUGACAGCACACGAAGAGAUUUCGGCGUGUCACUUCUUCGCACGAGGUAUGUGCCGUAACGGCACCUCCUGCCCGUUCCGACAUGAUCCUAAGAGCAUUAUAUGUACGUACUACCUUCACGGUAAUUGCCGUAAUGGAAUCUCAUGCCGCUUCUCCCACGAGUUGCCCGACACACAGCAGCCUGCCGUUGAAGAGGGCGUCGAUGGACCGCCACCUGAUGUCUGCAAGUUCUUCUGGCACGGUAGUUGCCGGGCAGGAAGUAGCUGUCGAUGGCGGCAUGUGAAGGCUCCUUCUCGGCUAUCGGCGGCACCUCCUCCCAAUCUGCCAGCGAAAUCGAAUCCAUUGGUCUCCGAGCGAGCCAAGGCUUUGCUGGAACGGCACUCGAUCUCUCGGAUAGCACAAGAGAGUGGGGCCUCUGAGAUAGUGGUGAAGGCUCGUGCUCCUGCUACUAAGUCCCAACGAUAACGUUAUUGUGGAUAUCA
Perkinsus marinus ATCC 50983 is the source of this 716-nucleotide messenger RNA. RefSeq lists its product as hypothetical. The transcript is spliced from 4 exons. Lineage: Eukaryota; Perkinsozoa; Perkinsida; Perkinsidae. Gene Ontology annotation, biological process: protein polyubiquitination. The coding region runs from base 13 to 699 and encodes 228 amino acids. Gene Ontology annotation, molecular function: ubiquitin protein ligase activity; metal ion binding. The record is from RefSeq and is a predicted model, not a curated record.